This is a messenger RNA of Xiphias gladius (swordfish), 2790 nucleotides long. RefSeq names its product post-GPI attachment to proteins phospholipase 3 (gene pgap3). Gene Ontology annotation, biological process: GPI anchor biosynthetic process. NCBI's taxonomy places the organism in Eukaryota, Metazoa, Chordata, Actinopteri, Istiophoriformes, Xiphiidae. The transcript has 8 exons. The record is from RefSeq and is a predicted model, not a curated record. Gene Ontology annotation, molecular function: hydrolase activity, acting on ester bonds. Gene Ontology annotation, cellular component: endoplasmic reticulum membrane. Bases 143 to 1195 code for a protein of 350 amino acids.
GUGGGAAACUUGGCCCUGAUCCGGGGGCAGGGAAGCAGCGGACAAACAGCACUGUAACUGUAAAACGUUUCAGACCCGGUUUGUCACCACAAACUAGGAAUGGCACCACGGUAAUGUGCACCGUCGGCUGUGGAAGCCAUCGAUGCCGCUGUCGUCCCGCCGUGCCUUUGUGAGUCCUGACGGGCCGAGACCCAUCACCAUGGCCUCAGCGUUACCCCGCUGCACAUCUGUCAGACUCCCUGCUCUGGCCACUGUCGUCUUGCUCUUGGUGUCGGUGACCACUGUACAGUGCUCCCAAGGCGACAAGGAGCCGGUUUACCGCGACUGUGUAAAGCAGUGUGUCCGGACCAACUGCACCGGAGCUCGGCUACGGGGCUUCCAGUCUGCCCAGCCGCAGUACAUGGCGUUGACAGGUUGGACAUGUCGUGACGACUGCCGCUAUCAGUGCAUGUGGACCACCGUGGGCCUGUACCAGGCUGAGGGGUACAGAGUCCCACAGUUCCACGGCAAGUGGCCAUUUGCACGCUUCCUGUGUUUUGAGGAACCAGCAUCUGCCCUGGCCUCUCUGCUUAAUGGCCUGGCUUGCCUUCUCAUGCUGCUGCGCUAUCGGAGCUCGGUGCCACGCCAGAGUCCAAUGUACCACACCAUCAACGCCUUCUCCGUGGUAUCUCUUAAUGCCUGGUUCUGGUCCACAGUGUUUCACACCCGGGACACCUAUCUCACUGAGAAAAUGGACUAUUUCUGCGCAACAGCAGUCAUUCUUUACUCAAUCUACCUAUGCUGUGUCAGAACACUGGGUUUGAGGCGACCUGGGGUGUCCAGCAUGGUGGGAGUCUUGCUCAUCCUGGCCUUUACAUCGCAUGUGUCCUACUUGACCUUUGUCAGCUUCGACUACGGCUACAACAUGGCUGCUAAUGCCACCAUCGGAAUGGUGAACCUCCUGUGGUGGCUGUGUUGGUGCUGGACGAACCGGCGGACCCUGCCGUACUGGUGGAAGUGUGGCCUGGUGGUGAUGCUGCUUCACGGUCUGGCCCUGCUGGAGCUGCUGGACUUCCCCCCGCUGCUCUGGGUCUUAGAUGCUCAUGCUGUGUGGCACCUCAGCACGAUCCCAGUGCACUUCCUUUUCUACAGUUUCCUGAUAGACGACAGCAUCUACUUACUAAACACAGAGAAGAUGGGUGUCAAAGUCGAGUAGGAGGAGUUCAUCGCCUCUUCACCACGCCUACACCCUCGCACCCCUCCAAUCAGGGCAGCUGGACACCUGCACGUGGAAGUAGCUCAGGCUCCCAGAUGACAUGCAUGACACCACUAUGACUUCCAUCAAAGCAGCCUUUGUUUACAUUUUUAAUGUGCAAAAUUUCUUGUAUUUAUUUCUUUUUUUUUUUUUUUUAAUGAGAAUUAAGUAGAAAAAGCAUCACCAGUGAUGCUUGUUGUACUUAACUUUGCCUCAUGCUGACAUGUAUGCUAGCGUUCUUUUGCCAUCUAUCAUAACUGCAAAACAGCGGCGUGCUCUACCACAGCAGAACCAGAUUUUGACGCCCCCGACAGUAAUGACACGGCUGCAUAUCCUGUUUCCUUCGACUCUUAGGUAUUUCAAGCUCAUUCUCUCAAGCCCCCUUGGAAGUCCAACAAGCUUAGCUCUGCACAAAUGGCAGUUAGCGGUGGCUGACAAUAGAUGGCACCAUAUCACUUGCCAGGCCACCAGUAACCUUCUCUGUGUGGUACAGCAUGUGUCAGGGUCUAUCUGUGCCAAAAGGGGUCUAGUGGACAACGAGAGGUGCCCCUUGUGAAUAGGGGGGCUGCCAGCAGAUUGAUCUAGAGAGAGGGGGAAGGGGUUUUAUGUUUGGAGGCCAUUCUAGCUGACUGUGUUUUUUUUUUUCUCUUUUCUCACCAUCACACCUUUAUUUUUGUGCCUCAGUUGUUUUCAUUGCUGCUUUUUUUCCUAAAAUUCUUCAUCAUCAUUUUAGUUUUCUAUUUUCAUUUUCAUCAGCUGCCUUAGUUGUUUUAAUUCCAUUGUUGUUCACCAAUUUGUGCUUUAUUCUGUUGACAGUUUUACUUUGAUUACUUGAUUUUUAAUUUGGGUGGGGGGUAUUCCUGACGAUCACAAAGUUGAAAUGAUAUUUUUAUUCACCUGGAUUGCCUUUUAGUAUAAGUGGAAGGAGAACAUGAUUGAGGUAGGUAUUAUAAGCAAUGCAACAGAAAGCAGGGUUUUUUUUUUAUUACAUCAAGAGUUUCUAAUAAAUUCUGGAGUUAGGAGGUUUGUGUGUGUGUGUGUGUGUGUGUGUGUGAGAAAGAAUGAGUGUUUAGGUGUUCGUUUGACACCCAUUAUUUUGAAUUGGUUGCAUUUCUUGCUGCAGUAUUCCCCAAAAUGAAACACACACACAACUAGCUGCUUUACGUAUAACUGUCCCGUCAUGUAAUAUACUCCCAUUUCCCUCCAUGUCUGCCUCACAUACGGUAUAUGACCUACUAUUCAAUGAGCAUAUUUCUUCUUUGUUGCAUCAAGUCUGUUUUUUUUUUUCCUCAGCAAAACUCUUGAAUUCAUACCAUGUAUGUCUUCACCCCACAGAGUUUCCCCUCCAUAUGUAGACUUUACGGGCGUGUGUGUGUGUGUGUGUACAUUUACGUGUGUUUCUGUUCGAAAUUCUGCCCAUGCCUUUGUAUUUCUAUGCGAGAAUGCGAACAAUGACCAGUAUGUGUGUACACGUUGCCUUGACUCGACAUUGUGUUGUUUUUGUCAUCAUAAACCGAAUCACUGUGUGUGUGUGUGUGUGUGUGUGUGUGUGUGUG